AUGUCUUCUUUACGAGGACUUCUCGUACUAGUGACGCUCUCGAUCGUCCUGUUCAGUGAGCAGCAACAGGACUAUGGUGGAGCAGUUGAGGCUAGUAUGAUCUACACCGGCAUAAAGCUACCAUUUCCUCGACAUCGCAUGUUCUACAAAUCGGUUGGCGAACGUAAGAUCGGCCCAAACCUGUACGAGGUCAGCACAAUCAUCCAGGAAGACAUCCUGCUCCGCAAACAGUGCGAAUGCAUGCAGCGAUACCGGUGUCGCGUACCGCGCAACAUUUUCUACCUAUCAAACCGCGAUUGCCAUCACCGCGAAAAAGUGUGCUGCGAGCUGCUGGAGAAUGCGUACGAAUCGACCAACGAUACUGCACCGAUCGAACAUCAGGGUGGUUUCCUGAGCGAUAAUGAGAUCUAAACGCACC
Molecule: messenger RNA, 418 nt
Organism: Anopheles maculipalpis
Lineage: Eukaryota; Metazoa; Arthropoda; Insecta; Diptera; Culicidae
Exons: 2
Coding region: 1-411 (136 amino acids)
Source: RefSeq, a predicted model, not a curated record